Penicillium brevicompactum is the source of this 1710-nucleotide messenger RNA. RefSeq names its product Ytp1 family protein. NCBI's taxonomy places the organism in Eukaryota, Fungi, Ascomycota, Eurotiomycetes, Eurotiales, Aspergillaceae. Bases 1 to 1710 code for a protein of 569 amino acids. The transcript has 3 exons. The record is from RefSeq and is a predicted model, not a curated record.
AUGCGACCUCUUGCUUCCGCCGCCUUCGCGGCAUUUGUCCUUUUCGCGACCGCCCAUGAGUCCACAGGCAUGGAUAUGGACAUGGCUCACAGCGCACCCACGCCAACAGCUAGCCCUGGAACCUCCGACGGCCCUAUGAGUUAUUUUGCCUACGGAAAACAUUCCAGCUCCGUGAUAGCCCACAUCGCGCUCAUGGUCGUGGCUUGGUGCUUCAUCCUCCCAGUCGCUGUCAUCCUCAGCGUUUCGCGCUCUCGUCUUGCGAUCCCUUCUCAGUUUUUCUUCACUGUGGUUAAUGCUUUCGGUCUCCUCUUCGGGAUCAUCUAUAAUGACCAAACACCGGACCUCUACGUGAACAAUGCUCAUCACAAGAUCGGAUGGGUUGCUAGCAGCGUUAUUUUCGUUCAAACGCUCCUGGCUUUGCUAUUUGCGUAUGCUGGCCGUGGCGAGUCACCGAAGCCCUCUUAUGAACAUGUUGAACAUGCGGAACAUGCUGCUUUCUUGCCCGUUGCAACUGAUGAGCAUGAUGAUCGCUACCGGAACCAUGAGUACCGCUGGUCGAGGGAUAGUGGACAAGGGACGGAUAGCAAUUCCUCGAUUCACAGCCCUGUGUCUCCGUCCGAGUCGCAUGCCGACUAUGACGGCUUUGAGAAAGCGGAUCUGCUCAAGUUCGCGCCUCGCGGAUUGGCUAAUAACCGGAUUGCUCGGUUCUUGUCCAAGCGUCUUCCUGGCUUGGUCUCUGGCUCGGUUCUCAAGGGACUGACCAUUGUCUACAAUAUCGUCGAUCGGGUUAUUCUUCCCCUUGGGUUUGCGGCCCUUGCGACUGGCGGUGUGACUUACGGCGGUAUCAUGCGAGGACGUGAGAUCUUCAAUGGACUGGCACACUUUAUAAAGGGUGGUAUCUUUUUCUGGUACGGUGUUCUUACUCUUGGCCGCUACAUGGGCUGUUGGGCCGAUCUCGGCUGGGCCUGGAACAAAAAGCCCCCUGCGUCUGUCGUGGGCUGGAAAUCUAAAGUUCCUUCCGGUGAAGCAACAGAGUCUUUUGUCAUCUUCUUGUACGGUGUCACGAACGUUUUCCUGGAACACUUGUCCAACGCGGGCGAGGCAUGGUCUCCCACCGACCUUGAGCAUGUUUCGAUCUCCGUGCUGUUCUUCGGCGGUGGUCUGGCUGGCAUGCUUUUCGAAUCCACUCUCAUCCGCGACUGGCUGAAUACCACCGUCCUUCAGACCCCAGCUCAUGGUGACUCGGAUGAAGCCUGGCAGCCGCCUAGAUCCCAGGGCGUGUCUUUGAACCCCAUGCCAGCUCUGAUCAUUAUGCUGCUAGGCAUGAUGAUGGGGUCACACCACCAGGAUAGUAUGACAUCGACUAUGGUGCACAAACAAUGGGGUAACAUGCUGGUUGGGUUUGCGAUGGCCCGUGGUAUGACAUACGUCCUGUUGUACCUCAAACCACCGACCUCGUACCUCCCGGCUCGUCCCCCGACGGAGAUUAUUGCUUCAUUCUGUCUGAUCUCCGGCGGUCUUAUUUUCAUGCUGAGUACCCGUAAUGUGAUCCAAGCAAUGGAGUUUUACCAGGUGGAUGCCAUGUUCACCUUCACCGUCGGACUGGGCUUCAGUGCUUUUGUCAUGUCCUAUGAGGUCUUGGUCAUCGCUCUCAAGGCCUGGUCCGUCAAGCGCACCCAGCGCCCACGACUCAACUUCCGAUUUGCGUGA